UAAAAAGAUAUUCAGUAUCAAUGGUCAUGAAAGAAAUUCAAAUCAAAACCAGGAGAUACUUCAAACUGAGUAGACUAUAUAAUAACAAGUGUCUGAGAGGAUAAAGAGAAAGCAAAAUCCUCACAAAAUGUUGAUGAAAGACACAAUAUUGGGCCGCCUGGCUGGCUCAUUGAGUAGAACAUGUGACUCUUGAUCUCACGGUUAUAAAUUCAAGCCCCACAUUGGGUACAGAGAUUACUUAAAAAUAGCCCCUCAUCCGGUCCGUCCCAUCACAUCCUGUCUUGUCCCGUCCCCUUGGGUGCCAGUGCCGAUGCGCACUGGUGGCAGCAGGGCUUUUUUCUGACUCCUGGUCCCUUCCCUGGCUGCCCUUCCUGACCUGUCGCAGGGCUGGCCACUUCUCUGGCCCCAGGAUGCAGAAUGUGAUUAACACAGUGAAGGGAAAGGCACUGGAAGUAGCUGAGUACCUGACCCCAGUCUUCAAGGAAUCAAAGUUUAAGGAAACAGGUGUUAUCACCUCAGAAGAGUUUGUAGCGGAUGGAGAUCACUUAGUCCACCACUAUCCAACAUGGCAAUGGGCUACAGGGGAAGAAUUGAAAGUGAAGGCAUACCUACCAACAGGCAAACAAUUGUUGGUUACCAAAAAUGUGCGAUGCUACAACCAGUGCAAACAGAUGGAAUAUUCAGAUGAAUUGGAAGCUAUCACUGAAGAUGAAUAUGGUGAUGGGGGAUGGGUAGAUACUUAUCAUAACACAGGUAUUGCAGGAAUAACAGCAGUUAAGGAGAUUACAUUGGAAAGCAAGGACAGUAUAAAACUUCAAGACUGCGCAGCAAUAUGUGAGGAGGAGGAAGAAGAUGAUGAAGGAGAACCUGCAGAUCUGGAAGAACAUGAAGAAAGUGGAUUGCUGGAAACAGAUGAGGCUACCCUAAACACAAGAGAAACAGGAGAAGCUUGUAAAACUAAAACUGAUGCUGGAAGUGAAGAUGCUAUUUUGCAAACAAGAACUUAUGACCUUUAUAUCACCUAUGAUAAAUACUACCAGACACCACAAUUAUGGUUGUUCAGCUAUGAUGAGCAAAGGCAGCCUUUAACAGUUGAACACAUGUAUGAAGACAUCAGUCAAGAUAUGUGA
This is a messenger RNA of Mustela erminea (ermine), 1130 nucleotides long. Its product is annotated as ubiquitin-like-conjugating enzyme ATG3. The record is from RefSeq and is a predicted model, not a curated record. Gene Ontology annotation, biological process: nucleophagy; autophagosome assembly; autophagy of mitochondrion. Gene Ontology annotation, cellular component: cytosol; cytoplasmic ubiquitin ligase complex. Gene Ontology annotation, molecular function: Atg8-family ligase activity. NCBI's taxonomy places the organism in Eukaryota, Metazoa, Chordata, Mammalia, Carnivora, Mustelidae.